AUGCGCCAGCUCGCAUCCCCUACAACUUCCGACGGAACAGAGGAGACUGGCAAGCAUUUUGCUUCCCGUACCUGGAGAAAAAGAGAAAUUCAGAGGUCCUGGCUUCGGAAGAAGGAACCACGAGAAAGGUGGAUGACUCUCAUCCCGCUUAUAGGGAUUGCCCUGGGCCUUUGCCUGGCAGGACUACUGAUCUGGGAUGGAAUCCGGCGGACCCCCUACCUCGAAUACUGCACAGUCUACAGGGACAACUUUUCCUCGCCAACGCUGAGUGAUGUAUGGACAUUCGAUAUAUCGUCUACAGGAUUUGGCAAUGGCGAGUUUGAAACAACAACGAAUUUAACUAAAAAUGUUUAUAUCAAGGAUGGUAUGCUUAAUAUCCGAGCUACAGUUCAAGAUCCGCCUACUGUUCUCGGUCCACCAAACACGAACAUUACCGACCUCUGCCCUGACCAGACCUCUGGCAACUGCGUUUCAUAUAUAAACACCAGCAUCGGCGUCAUUGCCAAUCCCAUUCAAAGUGCUCGCAUCAAAACGAAGUUGUCUAUCCGGUACGGCAAGAUCGAAGUUGUUGCCCGCUUGCCUCGUGGCGACUGGCUGUGGCCUGCUAUCUGGAUGCUUCCAACCAACAAUACUUACGGCGUAUGGCCUCGGAGCGGCGAGAUUGACAUCAUCGAAAGCCGAGGCAAUAAUUAUACCUAUCCCGCUGGCGGGGACAAUACCAUAUCUUCAACACUCCACUGGGGUCCCAGUUGGCAGUAUGACAGGUGGGAUAAAACGCACGGAAGUAUGCUCGCGCCAGGGGUCUCAUUCAGCGACAGUUUCCAUACUUUCGGCGUGGAAUGGACUCCAAAAUAUAUCUACACCUAUCUGGACCGUCGCUUAUUCCAAGUCAUGCGGCACGACUUCGAAGAAUCCAUGUGGAAAUUUGGGAAAUUUUGGCAGUAUGACAGUCCGUCCGUCCAACUCAGUAAUCCUUGGGAGUCUUCCAGCUCUGUUUCGAGCCCCUUCGACCAAGACUUCCACCUAAUCCUCGACGUUGCGGUGGGUGGGACCAACGGCUGGUUUUGGAAUGGUGUAGCCGGAAAGCCUUGGGAUGACCAGGCCACAGAUCCCCUAGCACAAUUCUGGCAGGGCCGAUCCAAAUGGUAUCCGACUUGGCAGAAAGGCCACGGGCCGGUGAUGCAGGUAAAAUCGGUUACCAUGUGGCAACUAAAAGGCUACAAUGGGUGUUAG
Molecule: messenger RNA, 1233 nt
Organism: Cladophialophora bantiana CBS 173.52
Lineage: Eukaryota; Fungi; Ascomycota; Eurotiomycetes; Chaetothyriales; Herpotrichiellaceae
Exons: 1
Coding region: 1-1233 (410 amino acids)
Biological process (GO): carbohydrate metabolic process
Molecular function (GO): hydrolase activity, hydrolyzing O-glycosyl compounds
Source: RefSeq, a predicted model, not a curated record